Amphimedon queenslandica is the source of this 1831-nucleotide messenger RNA. RefSeq names its product sodium-dependent lysophosphatidylcholine symporter 1-A-like. The transcript is spliced from 14 exons. Bases 52 to 1674 code for a protein of 540 amino acids. Gene Ontology annotation, biological process: carbohydrate transport. The record is from RefSeq and is a predicted model, not a curated record. Lineage: Eukaryota; Metazoa; Porifera; Demospongiae; Haplosclerida; Niphatidae. Gene Ontology annotation, cellular component: plasma membrane. Gene Ontology annotation, molecular function: symporter activity.
GCCAGUACUGCAGUGCGGUGGGGGUGUGGCUCGUUGCUCUGUUAUUCUUUCAUGAUGAGUAAUUUUUUUGAUAAAAUGAAACAGUCCAGGACUGAGAAAGAGAGGCUGGUCUUUGGUGAUCCAAGGAAAGCAGCUCAAGUGUCUAAACUAGCUUUAUGGAGGAAAGUCUGCUAUGCUGUUGGAUCAAUGCCUUAUGCAAUGUGUAAUACUGUCAUUGGAUACUACUUUACUUUCUUCCUCCUUGAAGUGGCACUGCUUGACCCCACCUAUGCUCUUAUGAUUGUGCUAUUGGGGAGGGUGUGGGACGGUAUCUCUGACCCAAUUUGUGGCUACCUCUGCAGUAGAACAAAGACUAAACUAGGACAGUUUAGACCAUGGUUACUGCUCUCAGCGUUUCCAACUGCAAUUGUUUAUUUCUGUUUGUGGUAUGUCCCACAUUUUGAGGAAGAUGUCUUCAAUUUUUUGUAUUAUUUGAUAAUGUACUUUUUGUUACAAACUUUAUUGACGUGUGUUCACGUUCCUUAUACUGCCCUAACAAUGCACUUGUCUUAUAAUCAAAAAGAAAUCGAUUCAGUCACACUUUACAGGGUCAUUUUUGAGAUGUUUGGUACAUUGCUUGGUAUUGGGAUCUAUACUGUAUCUUUUACAAUAUUUGUACGUGGAGCUGACGAUGAUUGUGUUAACGGAAUUAAAGGAAGAGAUAUAGAAAAGGAGAGGGCAUUCCGGUAUCAUGCUGCAUUCCUAGGUGUGCUCAUUGUGCUAAUGAUACUGACCACAUUCUUUACUGUCAGGGAACAGAAAGAAAUGACAAAGGAAAAGACUAAACUCUCCAUAAAAGAAAUCCUGAAGGAGACCUGGUCAUUUAAACCUUACAGGUAUCUCUUCUUCAUUGAGCUCUUCUCGUGGCUCGCUGUACAGUUUGGACAGGGAAAUUUCACUUUUUAUGCAAAAUAUGUAUUAAAGUUGGAUAGGACUCUACCCUAUGUCAUAUUCCUGUUGAUGAUUAUUAAUAUAUUCUGGUUGCCAAUAUGGCAGCUCAUACUGAGUAGAAUUGGAAAGAAGACAGCCUUUGUGCUCGGAGCCUGGAUAUUGAUGCCUUCCUUCCUGUCCCUACUGUACCUCGGCUACUAUCCUAAUCUGGUAUGGGUACUUGGGGUCGUUAUAGGAGGAGGCAUAUCGGCUGCUUAUCUGUUACCAUGGUCCAUGUUGCCUGAUGUUGUUGAUGACGCGUCACUCAAGACCGGAAUCAGAAGAGAGGAGCUCUUUUAUUCUUUUUUUGUGUUUGGUAAUAAAUUCAGCUCAGGAAUAACAUUAGGAAUAUCCACUGGAGUAUACAAGUUGGCAGGUUAUGAUCAGUUAGCAUGUGUCCAGCCGUGGACUGUCCCUCUCUUAUUCAAGUUAUUAGUUUCCUGUCCUCCGGUUAUUUUUAUUUUAAUUUCUCUCAUUUUUCUUUGGCGGUAUCCAAUAAAUGAAGAGAGAAGGGCAGAAAUUAAAGAAAAGCUACAAAAGAAAAGACAAACUGUCAAAGAGUCUGUGGACGACAGCAUAUACAGUCCAUCCAGUAGAACUGGGUAUGCCUCUAAUGAAGAUAGGGACAGCGACUUUGGUGAGAGUUCCUUCACUUUACAAGGAAAAUUAAAAAAUAAUAAAACUGAUACUAGUGCUAGAUCAUAAUAAUCAUUAAAUACUGUGUGUUUGUGCUUAACAAUUAAGUUCUUUAUUAUUUUCUAUUUUGUAAUUCAUCUACACUUUUCACACACUUUGAUUUUAUCUAAACUUUAGAUGAAAUUUUUAAGUAAUUAUUGUUACUACAGUAUCAACUGCAACUGAA